AGAACCUUGCUGGGACAGCGGACUCUCCUCUUCACCUAGUACAGCAGAGAGGAUGAUGAUGAUGAUGUCCCCGUGGGACCGCUGGUACUCCACCAGCUGCUGCCUGUGUUGCCAUGUCCGCACAGGAACCAUCAUCCUAGGCGUCUGGUACAUGCUCAUCAACGCCGUGGUGUUACUCAUCCUGCUCACAGCACUCAGUGAUCCUGACCAAUACCACCUGACCAGCGCUGAGUUGGCCAAUGACCUGGAUGUCAUGGAUGAUGCCAACAUGUGCAUUGCCUCAGCCAUCUCUCUGCUAAUGAUACUCAUAUGUGGGAUGGCAACAUAUGGUGCAUACAAGCUGCGUGCCGCAUGGAUCAUCCCAUUCUUCUGCUACCAAAUAUUUGACUUUGCUCUCAACACCCUGGUCGCUGUCAGCAUUGUAGUUUACCCCAACACGAUACAGGAUUACCUGCAGCAGCUGCCUGAUAACUUCCCCUACAAAGAGGAGAUUGCUGCUCUCAGUAAUGUGUGCUUGGUCCUCAUCGUGCUGCUCUUUAUCAGCUGUAUUCUUGGCUUCAAGGCCUAUCUGAUUGCAUGCGUGUGGAACUGCUACAGAUACGUAACCAGCCGGGGUACUUCUGAAAUCCUGCUCUACGUUACGACCAAUGACACAACAGUUCUUCUACCCCCGUAUGACGACAGUGUCACCCUCCCACCUAAACAGGCUCCUCCACCCUACUCCACUGCCACAGCAUGA
Messenger RNA from Scomber japonicus (chub mackerel), 739 nucleotides. Its product is annotated as lysosomal-associated transmembrane protein 4B-like. The coding region runs from base 53 to 739 and encodes 228 amino acids. The transcript is spliced from 7 exons. The record is from RefSeq and is a predicted model, not a curated record. Lineage: Eukaryota; Metazoa; Chordata; Actinopteri; Scombriformes; Scombridae. Gene Ontology annotation, cellular component: lysosomal membrane.